GCUCAGCAGAGAGGGACAGAGACGGGGAUUGGGAGAGAGGGAAGGAGGGAGAGAGAAGCUAAACAGGUGGUCUGAAAACACACAGAAAACAAUGUCGUCCGGCGGGGAGAAGCGGAAAGACCUCUAGUCCCCGCUUCUUUAAAGGAAUACCGGGGCAGCCGCGGAGCCGAGCAAACAAAAACCCAUGCUCCUUUUGUAUUUCCACACGGAUUUCUCCUCCUCCUCCUCUUCUCGGUUUUACUCCGAAUCUGGGCAAGAUCUCGGAUACUAAACCAUGAAAGUCACGGUGUGUUUUGGCAGGACCCGGGUGGUGGUGCCGUGCGGGGAUGGAAAUAUUAAAGUCCACACACUCAUCCAGCAGGCUGUCAUGAGAUACAAGAAGGCUAUAGCCAAGGAUGCCAGUUACUGGCUGCAGGUCCACCGAUUGGAGCACGGUGAUGGCGGCAUCCUCGACCUAGACGAUGUACUCUGCGAUGUGGCCGACGACAAAGACAGGUUGAUAGCAGUGUAUGACGAACAGGAGCCCCAUCAUGGCGGCGAUGGCACCAGCGCCAGCUCCACAGGGACCCAGAGCCCCGAUCUGUUUGCUGCAGACCUCAGCGCCGGAAGUGGAGCCUCGGCCUUCCAACCCUACCAGGCCGCCAGUGAGAUCGAGGUCACACCGUCUGCCCUGCGCACCAAUAUGCCCCUCCAUGUCCGACGCAGCAGCGACCCUGCCCUGCUGACCAUCAACGGGCCGUUUAGUAGCGGCGAGUCCCGGGUACAAACAGAAGAGCCUCCAUCAAGGAAGAACCCAACCCGUUGGUCCACCACCGCCGGCUUCCUGAAAGCUCGCCACUCCCCUGGCACCAACAGCCUCGAGAGGAAGGGCAAAGGUAUGGAAACGUACCGCAGUCUGCCGCGGGAUGCAGGGACAUGGGCCAAUCAGAGAGAGUUUCAGAGAGAGACGGCCCGCUCGUCACUCAGCGCCAAUCACCCCAUGGUGGACCGCUGGCUUGAGAGACAGGAACAGGAGGACGAGGCCAGGGAAGAAGAAAAUGGCAGGAUUGAGCCGGUUGGUCGAGCCGACUCCUGCAUGGACCACACCCCUGUGAGGUCACUAGAAGACAUAGUCAAACUGGUGGAGGUGUCAAACGACGGUGGGCCCCUGGGAAUCCACGUGGUGCCUUUCAGUGGCAGGGACCGCAGGACUCUUGGCUUGUUGGUCAAGCGUCUGGAGAAAGGAGGCAAGGCCGAGCAACAGGGCCUCUUCCAGGAGAACGACUGCAUCGUCCGUAUCAAUAACGGAGACCUGCGAAACAUCCGCUUUGAACAGGCCCAGAACAUGUUCCGUCAGGCCAUGCGCUCUCCUAUUAUCAUGUUCCACGUGGUGCCGUCGUCCAUGAAGGCCCACUACGAGCAGCUGUCCCACGCCGAGAGGAACCCAGCGUACAGCUCAGGCCGUUUCAGCCCCGACUCCUUGACCGGCAGCACCGUCUCCGGCAUGGACCACGCCCCGCAGAGAAUGUCCCGACACGGUUCCCAAACUCACCCACACUCUCAUCCGCAUCCUCAAUCCCAUACUCACCCAGACCAAACUGAAGGCUAUCCCCCUCUGACUCACCCGGCGGUGUCUGCAGCCAAGCCGCCGACAGGACACACUCACUCGCCUCAGAGGGGGCUAAACUCAACGCCAACAGGAGGAUAUACCAAAAAAGUUGGGAGGAGGCUCAACAUCCACUUAAAGAAAGGUCCUGAGGGACUCGGCUUCAGUAUAACGUCUAGGGAUGUUCCCAUCGGCGGCUCGGCACCCAUUUACGUGAAGAACAUUCUGCCUCGGGGAGCUGCCAUCCAAGAUGGCCGCCUCAAGGCAGGAGACAGGUUGCUGGAGGUGAAUGGGGUGGACCUGAACGGGCGGACUCAAGAGGAGGUGGUUUCACUGCUCAGGGCCACACCCAUGGGCGGGGCUGUGGGGCUGCUGGUUCUACGGCAAGAGGACACUUUCCUCCCCCGAGAAGUGAAUGCUGAGCCUCAGAUGCAAAGCCCCAGAGAUUUGCAUCCAAGGCAGCCUGUGACAGCCGGGAAACCCCAUUGGCUGAUCGAGAAGACAGAGGAGGAUGAGUUGGUUCUGACUCCAGACGGGACCAGAGAGUUCCUGACCUUUGAGAUCCCCCUCAGUGACUCAGGUUCAGCUGGGUUGGGUGUCAGUGUCAAAGGCAAUCGCUCCAAGGAGAACCACGCUGACCUGGGCAUCUUCGUCAAAUCAAUCAUUAAUGGAGGGGCAGCCUGCAAGGACGGGCGGCUUCGGGUGAACGACCAGUUGAUUGCUGUCAACGGAGAGUCGCUAUUGGGCAAAACCAACCAGGAUGCCAUGGAGACACUACGAAAGUCGAUGUCAACGGAGGGCAACAAACGUGGAAUGAUCCAGCUCAUAGUGGCCAGACGAGUGGCCAAAAGAAAUGAGGAGACACCAGGGAGCCCGCUGGGGGGCAGUCAGCAAACUAUAAACACGUCCCUGGACGACCACGAACGCCGCAUCUCCCACUCCUUGUAUGGCGGCCUGGAGGGCCUUGAUGACAACUUAAUGCCACGACAAGGAAUGAUGCCACGCACAAUAGGAAACUACCAGCUCUCACCCACCGUCAACAUGCCGCAGGACGACACUGUGAUCAUAGAGGACGACCGGCCGCCCCUCCUCCCGUCUCACCUCUCUGACCAGUCAUCGUCCAGCUCCCACGAUGAUGUGGGCUUCUCCGCUGACAUGACACCGCCGUGGGCCAAAGAGCUGCCCCCUCAGAACGAGAGCUCUGUGAAUCCAGAUGAAAAUAAUCCAGACGGCGCUUUCCAAAGGGAAGGCUUCGGACGCCAGAGCAUGUCGGAGAAACGCACCAAGCAGUUUGGAGAUGCCGCUCAGCUCGAGAUCAUCAAGACACGCAAGUCCAAGAGCAUGGACCUAGUAGCCGACGAGAUUAACCUCACCCCUCGUCCUGAGACCAACACAGGUUCUUCCACAAAAGAUGUUGGACCAUCGCUAGGCUUGAAGAAGUCCAGCUCCCUCGAGAGCCUCCAGACGGCUGUCGCUGAGGUAACCCUCAACGGGGACCUUCCCUUCCACCGGCCACGUCCCCGCAUCAUCAGGGGGCGGGGCUGCAACGAGAGCUUCAGAGCAGCCAUCGACAAAUCCUAUGAUCGACCAGCUGCGACGGAAGAAGACGAUGAGGGCAUGGAGACAUUGGAGGAGGACACAGAGGAGAGUUCGCGAUCAGGGAGAGACUCGGUGUCCACGGUGGCCGACCAGACCCCGCUUUCCGGCUCCGAGAAACCCCUGGUCAAUGGCACUAAUAGAACCAAAGAAGAGAAGAAGAAAGACAAAGAGAAGGGAGGGAAGGAGAAGAAGAAGCAGCAGGAGGGAGGGAAGGAGAAAGAAAAGGGGAAACCCAAGAAGGGCAUGCUGAAAGGACUCGGGGACAUGUUCAGGUUCGGGAAGCACCGUAAGGAUGAGCGGCCGGGGGAGAAGAUGGAUCGUAAAGGCUCCAGCAAGUGGAGGGCGGAGGAGACGCAGGUUUCAGAUGAGGAGACGAUGAAGAUGAGGAUGGAGCAGGAGAGGAUCCAAGCCAAGACCAGAGAGCUGAGGGAACGCCAGGCUAGGGAACGGGACUAUGCCGAAAUCCUGGACAUAAGCCGCACAUCGGAGAGGGCCUCUGAGGACGAGCACCCGUACGCAGGCAUCAACCCUCUGAACAGCUCUGUGGACAGCGGGCACAGCCGGCCCCACAGCCCCCGAGACGAUUACCCCCACAUCCAUCCACACCACCAGCACCAGCACUCCGAUUCUCUAUACACCCAAGUCAGCAAGGCCCGCAACGACCGGCCUCCGUCUGCAGACAGUAACCGGCUAGCCCCUAGCAACCAUGACCGGAUACAGAGGCUGAGGCAGGAGUUCCAGCAGGCCCAGACCAUCCCUGACGACCCCGACGACCGCAGGAGGACCUACAGCUUCGAGCAGCCCUGGUCAAACACCAGCAGCAACGGUCAGGGCGCGUACAGCCAGCCGGGUCGCCACUCGGUGUCGGUCGAGGUACAGAUGCAACGGCAGAGACAGGAAGAGAGGGACUCGUUUGCCCAGGCACAGCGACAGUACAGCUCCCUGCCACGGCAACCCAGGAAGAACCCCAGCUCCAUUUCCCAGGACUCCUGGGAUAAGGCGUACCCACCUGGCGAGGGCUUCCAGACAGCAAAGGACAACCCCAGGUACUCCAGCUACCAGGGCUCCAGGAAUGGCUACCCAGGCGGUGGUGGGGUCAACGCCCGAGUCCUUCUGGAGGCCCAGGAGCUUUUGAGGCAGGAGCAGAGGCGCAGAGAGCAGGAAGCCAAAGGAAAGUUAAUGCAGGAGGGCACUGGUAACAGCAGCUACGAGGGAUACCCCACAGCGCACCUGAAGGACCCAGCCUCCCCCAAGGGUCCGUACCGCCAUGAUGUGCCGCCUUCGCCUUCGCAGUUAGCAAGGCUUAAUAGAAUUGGGUCAGAAAAAGGAAGACUUUUUUAUUCUUGAGAAGUAUUGAUGGACUUAUGAUGAAGAGUUGAACAGAGAACUUGUGCAUCAGGAGCUAAGGGGAUUACCUUGAAGGAACAGCAAAAGUGGAUGCUACAAAUCUUGACAAACAGACAACCUAGAGGUCUUAUAGCUUAGCGAUGAUCGUAGAGGUAAACAGAUGUGAAGUGUACUCAGUAUGUGGGUGUUUGUGUGCAGUCCCUCGCUGUGCUGAUGACCUAUACCAGUAGUCAGUCACCCUCCUACAGACAUGAGACGCUCAGUGCCUUCUCUGCAUUCACGAACACGCUGCUUGUUCACAGUCGUCCAGGACUCUGAUUCAUCGAGAUCUGGCACCGUCAUGUACUGACAAUCAAAUGGGCAGACAGGCAAGUGAGUGGGCGUUCUUUUGAGCCCACGGGGAGGCGUAAGUUGCUGUGUGGGUUUGUGUGUGGGCAUGUGACAAGGUACAUGUUUCACAAUCAAGCAUGUGUGACGUGGUUUUACAGAGUGUCCCGUGGAUGACUCGUCCCAUCGGUCACAAAUCACCCUCUCUUCGCUGCGCUUAAGUUAACAUCCAACCCCUACCGACACUGCCGGCAUUUCUCUGCAUUCUGUUUUCUCGACUUCCAGUGUUUUUCCUCGGCAAUCGCGCUCUCUCACUUGAGUGCUCCCCAGGGAGAAGAGAAAACAAGGCAAAGUGUAUGAAAGAAGCAGGGCACAGUGUGUGUGUUAUUAAUAAAAAAGCCCCCCUCAUAAAUGAUUCAUAUCAUGUGUUAUCUCCAUGGAGGAGACCCAGGCAGAAAGGGUAGACAGCUCUGAUCCUCUGCCUGGCCCCCCUGCACCGCUCUGGGCUUGACUCGCUGGCCCGCCCGCCUGUCUGUCUGGAGCUCUGGCUCCCAUCCUCCUCUCGUUCUCGUCGCCUCUCUGUUCUUUACCUUUCUUUCUUCUACCUCAACACCCCCACCUUUAUCCUCCGCUUCCCUCCUCGCUCAUCUCCCACCUUCCUCUCAUCUCACCCCUCCCCCUCCCCUUACUCUUCCUCCCGCUACCCACUACUACCCUCCUCCUCCUCCCCGUCUCCCGAGUCAGACUCUGCACUGAAUUUUUCAUCACAAGCCACCUGCUGCCUGCCGGAGCCAAAGAACGCUGCCACCAGAGGCACCGACAGAGGGCCCGGCUUCUGACAUAAAGAGAGGAAUAAAAGCAAAAAAAAAAAAAAAAAAAAGACAGAAUAAAGAUGGGUAGAGAGACAAUAAGCCUGCCAGUGUGAGAUUAGCUGGAGCUUUUCUCCUGUGUGUAACAAAAGGCAAAAUUGUUGAGUUAAUUGCUUUCAAUUGCUGUAAUUGCUUUCUGGAUUUUUACCUUUUCAAGCAUUUAGCUGACACUCUUCUCCAAAAAUUACAGAAAUCUUUCUUAGAACUGCUUUUUCGUCACAUUAGAAAGUAGUGCCACAAAGUUCAUCUGCACGUUCUCACACAAUAGGCACUGCAGGAACAUUAGUGACAUACUCGGGGGGCUACUUAGCCCGCCAGAACAGUGCGAGCAGUGGUCAGCCACAAUCAUGGUCACUCACAAAUUCUCUACAAGUUAGCGGUCUUGUUACCUCAGUCACUAGCAGGACAAUAAAUAAAGUAUUCAAGAGAUGUAUUUGUAUGAUCGACUCCUGUGUUACGACCACAGCUCUUUUGUGGAGCAGUUGAUACUCCAUCAAGAUAGCUCGUUAGCUUCGAUAGUUUCCUCCAUUUUGGACUCUGCGGUUUUCCAUUCCCUCAAAUGUCAGUCCAGUUUAGAAGGUUUGCUAUUGAAUAACAGUGAAAUUUGAGUGCCAAAAGUUGAACUAGAUGUGCAAAUUUUUACAAAUAUUGACUUUGCCCCUGUAAGCAAGUCCACUGUAUGUGGCAAAUCCAUUGAAAUGAACUGAUUUAACGUAUGUUUUAUAUGCUGCCUGUGACUGAGCCUCCAGCAGGACAUUGUUUUUGAUAAGGGAUGUUGAUUUCUUUUAAAUCUAGUUUUCAAACACUGUGAGGACCACAAAUGAAUUUCAAUUUGCCUUGAAUGUAUUUGGUUGGAGAAAGACAUUUGAAAACCUGGACAAAUGAAACCAAAACUACCGGUUUUAUUGCAAUUUGCGUCAACCAACCCUUUAAAUGAAGUUUUAAUUAUGCCUCAUGCUAUCCCAGUGGCUUGCUAUAGGUAUAUAUCAGAAAGAAGACCUUGAGCAUUGCCAACAGAUGCUUAAAAAUCCCUAUUACAGUGCUCCAGCCCUCUGCUAUAAUUGUUGCAGUAGGUGGCAACAGAUCCUCUUAGUCUAAACCUACCCCUCUUUGACACUUUGACACCACUAAUGUUUGUGACAUGAUCGUCUCUGCCUGCAAGCAAACAAAUGAGAUCGAGCUGAGGUUGAACUUUAAACAAAAGGGAAAUACAAAAAAAAAAAAAAAAAAGACGGCCAUCAUCAGGCUGUGGAAAACAAACAGGCGGUGCGUAAUUGCCCUUCACUCCUACACACUCCAUAUGCUGAGUGAAGCUGCAUGACAUACUUUAUCUCCUGUUGGUUAAUGAAGACCCUUGCUGGGAAAGACGCAGGCUUAGUAGGGGUAAUAAAUGAUGAGCAAGAAAAAGUAAGAAGAUGAAGAAGAAGGGAUUUUUCAAUGGCAUUAAUCCAGUGUAGAAACCUGUAUUUUAACCUGAGGAAAGUUCACAAUACUCUAUUUUAAGCUAACUAAAAUUCCCCUUCUGCAUUAUGUUUGUAUUUAAUGACACAAACGCACUAAAUCCACGCUCCAAUGGGGGUUGAUGAUAACUGUUACCAAAUAAGAUGUAGGUGAGGGUGGUUUUUAGUAAAAAAGUGUUUGGUUGUAGCGGCCAGCACUUCCUGCUGUGAACACUCGUGCGUCUCGAAAUGCAGACUAGCACAUUUAGAAGGAUGCGUUUGACCUGUGCUCUAAACGUUGUGCUCUUUGCUGUUCGGCUGUCCAGUUAUGGGGUCUGAUAUCGAUAAGUGCCUGAUAUUAUAUCAUACUAUUUUACACAAAGAGGGACACGAUGUGAUUGGUUUGUCAGUGACACUACAGCACACACACCACAGUGUGUUUUUAAACAUUUUUAAUAUCAUAUUAAAAUGUGUCAUUUUUGGGGUACUCCUUCCCGAACCUUUUUUUUAUUUUAUUUACAAGAGCCAACACUUUACGAGCGGUUAUCAGUGUAUUUGUAUCCUGUUUGACAUUGCCUUCAACCAUGCUGUACCAUGAUGUGUUUUAAAGUAUAAAGAAAUGGAAGCUGACGUGCAAUUGUUUUGUUUUUUUCCAGAAAACUUUUACAUGAUAUAUUAAGAAAUGUAUACAGCCACUUUUUCCUGUACAUAUCAAAUUUAGAAUAAAACGGAAGGCUGUUCCAUCCUGUUUACAA
Epinephelus fuscoguttatus (brown-marbled grouper) is the source of this 7921-nucleotide messenger RNA. RefSeq names its product partitioning defective 3 homolog. The coding region runs from base 275 to 4531 and encodes 1418 amino acids. NCBI's taxonomy places the organism in Eukaryota, Metazoa, Chordata, Actinopteri, Perciformes, Serranidae. Gene Ontology annotation, molecular function: phosphatidylinositol binding; protein binding. The transcript is spliced from 26 exons. The record is from RefSeq and is a predicted model, not a curated record. Gene Ontology annotation, cellular component: apical junction complex; cell cortex; apical plasma membrane. Gene Ontology annotation, biological process: microtubule cytoskeleton organization; establishment or maintenance of epithelial cell apical/basal polarity; establishment of cell polarity.